ACCGAAGCCAAGCGAAAAAAGUUCAGGGAAGGAACAGGAACACCAAACUUACCUGACGGACUUUUCUCUAUACAUACAAAUCCACUGAACAGCAGCUUCUGCGUCCAUCGCAGAGCAGCGAUAAAAGAGAAAGGCAUGUUCCAGCCACAGCCAACUCCAUAUUCACCCUUCUCAACCACUCCCUAUGGAAUUGGCAUGGGAGUUGGUGUUGGAGCAGCCUCGCCCGCUUCCGCUUUCCCACGGUUCCAGCCUUCCGACUUGCGACUUACUGGUACUGGUACUGGCACUUGCACUGGCGCUGAUAGUGGAGGCCCAACCGUGUUCCGCAAUCCUAUCUUCAGUCCCGCCGCACCCAACUCCCGCGGGCUAACCUUCGCCAACAACAAUACUCUGUCGCGAUCCUACAAGAUGGAGGGAGCGGGGUUGCACGACCUGGAGGCCCAGGAGGCAAUGGCUAGGGAUUUUCAACCGGCUUUGGAGGGUCCGUUAGUGGGAGAAAAGAAGAGCAGCCACGCCAUAACAGAAGAGUAUGCCAAGGCAGACCCUGUCUACGUUGCGAAAACAGCUGCAACUUCUACUAACGGUUCCUUUCCUCAGGCAUUGCCGCAGAAUUACUCCCAUUAUCGACCUAUACUUGGGGAUGGCAAUUGCGGAUGGCGGGCUGUUGGCUUUUCCUACUUCGAGACUCUACUGCGGUUACAAAACAAGACGCAAUUGGAAAGCGAGGUGGCUCGUAUGACAUCGCUGAACAACUACCUCAGCACAGUUGGAGGAUUCGAGGCAUGGCUGUUUGAGGACAUGGUGGAGGAGACAACCAAUCUGUUGAAAGAUAUGGCAAAUCUGAUACAAACAUCUCCUCAGGGCGCGGCCGACUUGCUGUUUCAACGGUUCAACAAUCCCGAAAUAUCAAAUGCUAUUGUGUACCAUUUCCGAUUGCUCGCGAGUUCAUGGUUGAAAGGCAGUCCUGCUGAUCAAUAUCAAGGCUUCAUACCAGAUAAUCUCGGAGUUGAUGGGUACAGAAAGAAUUGGUUGGAGCCAGUGGAUCAGGAGAUUGACCAUCUCGGCAUGUCGCUUCUCAUCGAUGUCUUACUGAAGCCUAUAGGUUUUGCUGUUGAGAUCGUAUAUCUGGACAGGAGCGAAGGGUCGCAAGUGAACAGUCACAUUAUGCAAGAAGAUUCCAACGGUUUACCAACAAUUCCCGGAGGCCCAAUGAUCCAUCUGCUCUACAGACCUUCUCAUUACGAUAUUCUCUACAAAGAUGCUGCCCCAAUGCAACUACAAGCAGUAAACGAGGUUGUACGAAAUCCAACUGUCAAUCGAGCAGCGAACUUCACGCAUCAACAUUCCAUCCAGAGCACCCCAAUGGGCCAAUUCUCUCAUUUUGAUAUGGAUACUUUUCUUAGUAUACCCGGCAUGAGCAUGCCAGCAUCAUCCCAUCACGGUUUUCACUCACAAUAUCAACCGCCAAUUGAACAGACAUAUGCUCCGUCUCCUAUCUCCUCAAUGUCACCAAUCUCUCCUGGUGCCUCCACAGUUACGACUCCAACGAGUGCUGUUCUACCAGCAUCCUUCCCAACACAAGCACCUGCAGUUUUGACUCUAACAUCGCCCACCCUCACAGGUCCAAAUCAGUCAUUCCCUGCGAAUACUGCAUUGCCCAUACACUCUCAUCUGCCGCCGCCACCCCCGCCGCGCCGACCAACACUCAACACGCAUCCAUCCAUCUCUUCUGAUCUCUCAUCACCCAGCUCAGCAGGUAGUUCAUUCCGACCAAGCAAGUAUGAGUGGGAAGCUGCUGCUGAUUGGGCACAAGAAGGGCCUGUACAGUUCCAGACAAGCACAUUCAAGAAUUCACACUACAAUACAGCGCAUUACAAUAACCCAAAUUUUCAACCGGAAGAAUGGAGUCCAGAGGCUGAAGAGCAGCAGAUGUCAACGAGGAAGAGGUCGACCUGA
Lachnellula hyalina is the source of this 1956-nucleotide messenger RNA. It is a transcript of the gene OTUB1, whose product is annotated as Ubiquitin thioesterase. Lineage: Eukaryota; Fungi; Ascomycota; Leotiomycetes; Helotiales; Lachnaceae. The annotation marks the transcript as partial. Gene Ontology annotation, biological process: protein K48-linked deubiquitination. Gene Ontology annotation, cellular component: nucleus. The record is from RefSeq and is a predicted model, not a curated record. Gene Ontology annotation, molecular function: ubiquitin binding; cysteine-type deubiquitinase activity. The transcript has 4 exons.